Molecule: messenger RNA, 743 nt
Organism: Portunus trituberculatus (swimming crab)
Lineage: Eukaryota; Metazoa; Arthropoda; Malacostraca; Decapoda; Portunidae
Exons: 3
Coding region: 80-607 (175 amino acids)
Source: RefSeq, a predicted model, not a curated record
UUCCUCUCCCUGUAGUCUUUGCCCAACAGUGGCUGUAUAUAAGGCUGCGUGUUGUCUUCGACUUCAUUCUGACACCAACAUGUCUCUCCUUCAACAAAUCAUCAUUGCUUCCCUGGCAGCCUUCAUGGCUGCUGCUUGCCCCCCAAAUUUCUUCGAAUCUGAGGGCCUCUGCUUCAACGUUAUUGACAAGCCCGGGGAGGACAUGACGUGGGAGGAGUGCAGGGGUCUGUGUGAGAAGGAGGCGGAGGGGGAGUGGAAGGCCGACCUGGCUGUCUUUGACAAUGCUGAAGAAUUGGAAGAAUUCUCCAUCACCUGGCUCGAGAUCUCGAAUGAGUACUCCGACCAUCCCUACAUGUGGAUCGGCGUGCACAAGAUGGAUGGCCAUUGGGUCACCCUGGACGGCACUCACAUCACCGAGCAGAACCUGAUGUGGCACGUGGGUUACCCUCACGAGUCGGGCGCCCACGCCUUCCUGGAGGAUGUCACCGAGACCACCGGCAUCAACUCCUAUGGACGUCUGUACAUGAGCUCCACCAUAGUGGGCGAGCACGAGCACAACAGCCGCUGUCUCUGUGAGGCUAACUUGCCAAAACCACGCAAGCAAUAAACCGACAAGGCUCCUCCCACGGCUUCAACUCUUUCUCUUCAUUCUUCUCCUACUCUUACUUCUCCUUGUAAUGCCAAGCAUUGUAUUCGGCCUACUUAAUUUUUCCUAGCAUGAAACAAUAAAAAAAUCAAAUAAU